Messenger RNA from Mercurialis annua (annual mercury), 1004 nucleotides. RefSeq lists its product as uncharacterized. NCBI's taxonomy places the organism in Eukaryota, Viridiplantae, Streptophyta, Magnoliopsida, Malpighiales, Euphorbiaceae. The transcript has 2 exons. Bases 135 to 806 code for a protein of 223 amino acids. The record is from RefSeq and is a predicted model, not a curated record.
AGAGUUACUAUAUUACCGUUGGUAUUGAAAAGAUGCAACUUCUCCUCGAAAAGUAUAAAUAACCAACCAAGCCGUUUUCUUUCAAAUAUUUACUGCAUUUUAUUUAUCUCUCAAGUUUUUCUUCGGUUGUUUCAAUGGCUAACUUACAAUCUGCAGAACCAUCUACGCCAACCACCCUCCAACUGUCGGGUUCUCUACACGGAGAUAUUAUUCAAGUAGAGGGUGACACCGGCAGUUUACAAUUCUCUGUUAAAUUCAACAUCCACAAUAAGCAUAAUCGUAAUCAUAAUCAUGGUUCGGAUGAUCAUUUUAGUCCGUUAGCCGCAAAUUUCUUCGGAAACAAUCGCCUCUUCGAGAAUCUAAGUCCGUCCUCUUCUUAUAUCACCCCAAAUAAUGAUAGGAUUGUAGAGGCUGCUGCUGUUGAGUCUGACAUAAGAAAGACUGUUAAUAUAAUGACAAGGCUGAGAAGCGGGGCUAUAUCUCCGGUUAAGUACUAUUUACCUCGCGUUUCUGCCGUGUCUAGUGAGAGUUCGAAGAGAAAAGUGAAAUGCAGAACUGGGAGGAAGAAGGAUUUAUUGAAAACUGUUCUUAGAAGACAUAGUCUUCCUGUUAGGCCGUGUAAUUCUUAUGCUUUUUUCGUUAUGGCUAACUGGAAUUCGGUUAAUUGUUCUUCAUUUAGUGAGGCAAGCAAGAGUUUGGGUCAAAUGUGGUGCCAAAUCUCACACAAAGAGAAGAAGGUGUUUUCAGACAUGGCAUUGAAGGACAGUGCAAGGUAUAAAAAGCAACGUUUGCUGUUACAAGGAUGAAGAAAUAUGCGAAGAAACAACGAAGAUGAAGUAAUGACUACUUUUCUUGUUGGAAUAUGAAAUUAGUUUAUGCAAAUUGGUUUUUCCAUUUUUCAUUAGUAAGCUUGAAUUUUUAUUUGUAUUAUUGACUUGAAAUUCUGAUAGUAUAACUUGUUUUUGCAUAUGAGUGACGCAAAAUAACAUUUAAAUCAUUUUGCA